AUGCAGGACACAUCAACUGUUGCCAUUGUCGCCAUGUUGGCCUCGAUGGCUGCUGUGACGAACCAGGCGUACGCUAGCCCUUGGGUUCCAGAUUUAAUGAUUCGGGCUGAGCCCUCUGAUGAAUCCAGCGCCAAACCUGAAGAAACAAAAAAGGAUGAAUCCAAGAAAGAAGAACCCACUUCAUCUGAAAAGAAGAAUGAUCAAUCACCUUCAUCCAAAGCGGACGAUAAGCCAACAUCUUUUGCCAACGCCAAACCUACCAGCAGCAGUGAACCAAAAGAUAAAUCGUCUUCAGAGAAAAAGCCUGAGCCAACUUCAUCUUCUAAAAAGGCUGAACCAACAUCGAGUAAGAAGGAUGACAAGAGCAGCUCCUCCAAGGAUAAUUCAUCAUCGACUUCAUCGCAUCAUGGCUUUGUUGCCCCAUCCACCGAGACACCUAGCAGCAGUGGUAGCAGUACUGGUUCAUCAGCUUCGAGUAGCAGCUCAUCUGGUUUUGUCGAAUCUGGCAACAAACAAAGUGAAUCUUCGGGUAUGUCAGGUGGUGCCGUUGCUGGUGUAGUCAUCGCUGUACUCGUGGGUGUAGCUGCUAUUGCUGGAUUUGUAAUCCUUCGUAAACGACGUGCUCAAGCUGCUCGAAAUCGUGCUCAACUCAAACCUGAUCCAUUCACUAUGGGCUUUGGUAGCCAUGACCCACCACCACCCCACACGGCUUAUAACAUGGCAAGCACCACACCCUCUCCCAUGAUCCAAAUGCCCACAUUAGGUGCUGGUGCUGCCGUUGGUGCUGGUGCUGCAGCUGGUGCUUAUGCUGCUACUCACAACAAUGACAACAAUUAUGGCGCUCAAUUGCAUGAUGCACCUUAUGGCGGCACUCAAUUACAGGAUAACAGCCCAAGCUAUAGCGCAUACAACACUCAACAACCUUAUACUCAGGACCCAGCAGCAUAUAACAACAACAUGCAAGAUUAUAACAACACCGGCAUGCAACAACAACAACCAGCAACAUACGAUUAUGGCAACACUGCACCUGCUCUUUCUGUAAAUCAAGCUGCUCCUGGUACAGCUGUAUCUGAUGCUCCUCCUAGUCUCAGCCCAAUUCCAUCUCAUACGGAUGCAUUCUCACCUGCCAUGGCAACCACUGCCGCCGCCGGAGUUGCUACUGCUGCUGCUGCUGCCACAACAACAACAGCUCCAUCCACUUCACCCAUGACAACACCAGCAACACCAGCAACAGUUCAGCCAUCUAAUAACUCUUUGGGUGUCUUCACUGUGAUUUCGACGUAUACACCAACACUCAGUGAUGAGUUGGAUAUUCAACCUGGAGAUCAAGUUGAAGUGCUUGUUGAAUACGAUGAUGGAUGGUGUCAAGGUGUCAACUUGUCGCGUGGUGGUACCAAGGGCGUUUUUCCACGCCACUGUUGUAACGAACAAGCUACCUCCAGCGGCAACGAACAAUCCAUGAAGCGUGUCAGCUCGAUGAUCGUUGAUCAACAACAGCCACAGCAGUAA
Molecule: messenger RNA, 1509 nt
Organism: Lichtheimia ornata
Lineage: Eukaryota; Fungi; Mucoromycota; Mucoromycetes; Mucorales; Lichtheimiaceae
Exons: 2
Coding region: 1-1509 (502 amino acids)
Molecular function (GO): protein binding
Source: RefSeq, a predicted model, not a curated record